Uranotaenia lowii is the source of this 1881-nucleotide messenger RNA. RefSeq names its product DNA primase large subunit (gene Prim2). Gene Ontology annotation, cellular component: alpha DNA polymerase:primase complex. The record is from RefSeq and is a predicted model, not a curated record. Gene Ontology annotation, biological process: DNA replication, synthesis of primer. The transcript has 2 exons. NCBI's taxonomy places the organism in Eukaryota, Metazoa, Arthropoda, Insecta, Diptera, Culicidae. Bases 122 to 1843 code for a protein of 573 amino acids.
UUUUUUUCGUUCGGUUUAUGUCGUUUCACGCAGUAAUAUUUUUUUAAAAUAAUUGUUUUUAGCUUAAGUUUUGCGAAAAUUUUAACGAUCUUCCUCCUAAAACAAGUAAGUGCAAAGCAGAAUGGAAUUCUCCCGACGGAACCGCCUUAGACCGGAGUCCAAACUCAGUCUGGACGCGAUGCUGGAAAUGUUGAUUCCGCACAACGUCGCCCUGUAUGCGAUCCCGCCGAUGGUUGAUCUGUCUAUCGCAGAGUUCGAAUCGCUGGCCCUGGAACGUUUGAAGGUUUUGCGAAUUCUGGAACAGGCCGCGGCCAAAAACCUCAAACCCAUGUCGGAUGAGUGGCGGGAGGCCGUGUUCAAUGAAAUGAAUCACGACCAUCUGAAGCCGUACGUUCGGCUGUGCCAGGGCAACCACUCCAAGGAUCUGGACAUUGCCGCCCGCCGAAAGGAUUAUCUGUCCCAUUUCAUUCUGCGGUUUGCGUACUGCCGAUCGGAAGAAUUGAGAAGGUGGUUCCUGGCCCGGGAAAUGGAACUAUUCCGGCUCAAGUUCGGUGGGCUAUCGGCGCAAGACGUCAAAGAUUUCGUGCGGGUUUAUGAAAUGAACUACACACCGUUGACUCCGGAGCAGAAAGCCGAAAUCAAGGACGGUCUGUACGAGAGUACGGCGUACCACAGCGUGGUGCAAAUCGAGGCCAUGGAUUUCUAUAAGGUACGUUUCACGGACGUUUUGGAUUUGGUCCGGGGUCGCAAAUGCUAUCUGAAGGGUGGGUACGCGUACGUCGGGGCUAGUGAUUUUGUCUCUAUAAUAGCGAACAAACAUCAUCAGCUGAUCGAGGAUGGGCUUCAGGCGCAUCUGAAGUUAUUGCCCGAGCUAGAGAGCGAUGAAAGGUUUGCUUCGUUGCUUAAAGGAUUACACACUUCUUAUACCGGGAAGGAUUAUACAAUUGCUAAAGCUGGCGAAGUUCCCGUCGAAAGUCUUGAUCAGUUAUCGAAAAAAUCUCAUCCCUUGUGUAUGCGCUAUUGCCACGAUACCUUGCGAUCGAAGCACCAUUUGAAACAUACGGGUCGUAUGCAAUAUGGAUUGUUUUUGAAGGGUAUCGGAGUCACCAUGGAAGAUUCCCUCAGAUUCUGGCGAGAAGAGUUUACUCGAGGUACGAUUCCGUUAGAAAAGUUUGAAAAGGAGUAUGCCUACAAUAUCCGGCACAACUACGGUAAAGAAGGAUCCAGAGUGAACUACACGCCGUACUCGUGUAUGAAGAUCAUCACAACGAGCGUCGGUCCACAAGAUACUCACGGCUGUCCGUUCAAGAUUUGGGAUCCAUCAGUUCUGAAAACGAAACUCAGCUCUUACGGCUUAAGCGUUGCCCAUGCGGAAGAAAUUGUAAGUUUCGCGAGCAAAGGUCACUACCAAAUUGCUUGUGGAAAAUAUUUCGAAAUUUCCCACCAGGGAAAGCUGGAAGAAGGAAUCAAUCACCCGAAUCAGUACUUCGAACUGAGCCAGAUAACAAUGGGAGCACGGGCUCCAAAAGCAAAACCUGCACCUAAUAAUCGACGAACUUUCAACAGCGCUGGAAGCCAAGAUAGUUCGCUGAUCGUACGCUCCCAUGACACAACGGUUUUGAAUGCCAACGAUGACGAUGAGCUGUGGCAGCUAAUGGAGAGCAAGGAAAAGAACGCGGAACCUGAAAAGCAGAGCGUGAUGCUUGUUGCCAAGGAAAAACCAUCGGUACCGAGUAAGGUGCCAAAGAUUGAACCGGUAUCGAAACCAGCCAAAUCUCAACCCAUUUCCGAAUGGGGCGAUGAUGAUGAUGAUUUCGAUGUCAGCCUUGUGGAAAUGGACUGAGGUUUUCUUUUUUUGAUAAAUAGCUUAAGAUGAAUAAA